AUGUCGUUACACCUGCCACGCAUCCUGAUCGUCGAUCAUUUCGACUCUUAUACCCUCAACCUACUCUCCUUACUGCAUCCUACCCAGCCGUCUCGCAGCGACAACCUCAGCUUGCAACACGAUGAAGCCGAGCUCGCUCGAAGGAUUUCAGAGCGUGUCAUUGUCCUUCCACACACGCAUCCACUGCUAGCUCCCGAUGCUUUCCACCAGCUCGUCCGACCGCACAUCGAUGCUAUCAUUCUUUCGCCAGGACCUGGAAGUCCGGACAAGGCGGCCGAUUUUGGUGCAGCAGAGACACUGCUCAAGGACGAAUCGCUCAACCUACCAAUACUUGGCGUUUGCCUCGGUCAUCAGGGACUGGCAACUGCAUUCGGUGGCCAAGUCACCCGUGCCACCAGCGUACGGCACGGCCUUCAAAGCAAGCUCAAGAUCUCUGCACCAACACAGCCCAAGUCGCAGACAGUCUCCUCCCUCCUCGAUGGCGUUCCUCAAGACGCGCUUGUAGUCCGCUAUAACAGCUUGGUUGUCGAUCCAGACACCCUGCCUGACUGUCUUCAAGUCACUGCUUGGAGCUAUGACCAAGUCUCGACAGCUCCACCUCCAAAACCAGGCAAGACCAAACAGCAAUCAUUUCCAACACCUCUCAGCAUUCCAACAGAGCCACUUGCUCCGCUCAAGCAUCGCGAUCUCGCCUUUUUGAGUCGGUCGCCGUCCACCGUGCCUUUCUCCUCUCGCCGCGGAUCCGAGCACCUCUCGGAAGUAGAAGAGCUCGAACUCUCCGAGGCCACGAGCAUCGCAGGCAGCACUGAGCUUGACUCCGUCCCUGCCCCAGGUGCACCAUUGUCUCUGACCAUCAUGGCCUUGCAGCACAAGACUCUACCUUUCCAUGGUGUCCAAUUCCAUCCUGAAAGCAUCGAGUCCACAUGGGGACACAAGAUCAUGUCCAACUUCCUCGACAUUGUUCGACGCUACUGGUUUCAACGUGGGCUGGACGCUGUCAGCAGCCUGUCUACUGACGCCCGCAGACGAGUUGACGCUUGGGCUGAUGCAGAUUUGACACUCCCCGCACAUCUUAAGCUCGCCAGCGAGCGCUGUCUUGCGAGCGAUGCUCAAGCCCAAACUCAAGCAACACCCAUCGCCACUCAGUCACCAUUCACCCUUGUCACGCGGCGUUCGACCUCGCUUCCCGUGGACAGUUGCCCAGACAUGGCCCGCAUCUUUGAUCAGCUAUUCCGCCUCUGUAGCCCCGCCGGAGCAGUGUGGCUCGAUAGCGCAAGACGCAAGGAUCCGCACAGCCGGUACUCGUUCAUGGCGAUCCCAUCUUUCACCCUCUCCUACAAGGCCGGAAGUGACGACAUUCUCGUGUCAGCCGAUGGGAAGCUCACAACCAGCAUCUCGCUGACCGAAGGCGCUGGACACUUUGCCCCCAAAUCAACCUUGUGGUCCUUCAUGAAUGAUCUGCAGAGCCAACUGCAGGCAUCUACAGACACGGCGUCUUGCGCGGAAUCGUUCAAGGAUGGCGAGCAAAGCAACGUCUUCCGAACCGGAUUCACUGGCUACUGGGGCUACGAGAUGAAGAAUGAAAGUCUGGAGCUCGACACUCAAGCACCUACAGGAAGCAAUUCGAACGCUUUCGAUGCCGAAUUCCUGUAUUGCCCAAGGGUCCUCGCUCUCGAUCAUCAUUUGAACCAGUGGAUCGCGUUCACACUCGUCGAGACGUUGCCAGCCAAUUUUUUCUUGCCUCAUCGUUUGGGGCAAGUUGAUUGCGCUCUGAAGGAUCUGCAGGCCAGCGGCAAAUCAUGGUCGCGCUGGGCCCUAGCACGGUCUGAUGCCGAGGCAUGGAUUGAAGACACACUCAAGACUGUCUCUGCACUGUCGAGUGGAUUGCCAAGCACCACGAAGGUGGACGCGGCGCUGAGGGCGGCGGCUUUCCGAGAGGCGAUGCCAGUUCUGCGACCGCGAAUGCUUGCAGAAGACUACAUGGACCAGAUCGAGUCUGCGAGAGAACUCAUCGCCGCUGGUGAAAGCUACGAGCUGUGCAUAACCAACCAAUUCCAAGGCCGACUGGCACCGCUUUCGUCCCUUGCUGACGACGCCGACACGGACCAUUUCGAUCUGUACUGCAAGUUGCGAGCCCGCAAUCCCGCACCAUACUCGGCAUACAUCAAGCUGCCAUCGUUUGCCACAGACGCCGAUCAGACUGGAACUCGAAAGCGUGGGCGAGCCAUCCUCAGCACCAGCCCUGAACGAUUCAUGCGCAUCACCUCGGACGGACGUGUCGAGAUGAAACCUAUCAAAGGCACACUGGCUCGCGCUGGAUUUGGACCUGGCGAACAGUCUAUGCGAGCAGGCGAUGCGACACCGCCAGAAGAAGUGGUCAAGCAAAAGUGGCGGGAGGCAGAAGACGAAGCUCGUCGCGCCAGAUUGUCGGCAGAUGUCAAAGAGCGAGCGGAGAAUCUCAUGAUUGUCGAUCUGAUUCGGGCAGACCUCUUCUCCUUCUGUACCUCGGUUAGCGUCGCUGUUCCCAAGCUGAUGCAGGUCGAAUCGUACGAGACUGUACAUCAGCUCGUAACCACCGUCAGAGGGCGACUAAAAGCUUCCGUUGGCACAAUCGAGGCGAUUCGAAGAUGUUUCCCACCAGGAAGCAUGACUGGCGCCCCCAAACGUCGCAGUGUGCAGCUGCUCGAACGAUUAGAGCUCAACUUGGCUGAUGCUGAACGCGACGACAAUCUUUUCGCGACAAGAGGCAUCUACUCUGGCGCACUCGGAUGGUUGGCUUGCGAUGGCGCUGCAGACUUUUCUGUCGUCAUUAGAACGCUGGUUGCUGAUGGCGAUCAAGUCUCGAUCGGAGCUGGUGGCGCUAUCACUUACCUCUCAGACGCCAAGAGGGAAUGGCAAGAAGUGUUGGACAAACUCAAUGCCCUCGCCACCAUCGACGCCUGA
This is a messenger RNA of Ustilago hordei, 2943 nucleotides long. RefSeq lists its product as uncharacterized. The transcript has a single exon. Bases 1 to 2943 code for a protein of 980 amino acids. Lineage: Eukaryota; Fungi; Basidiomycota; Ustilaginomycetes; Ustilaginales; Ustilaginaceae. Gene Ontology annotation, biological process: L-tryptophan biosynthetic process. The record is from RefSeq and is a predicted model, not a curated record.